This is a messenger RNA of Astyanax mexicanus (Mexican tetra), 3986 nucleotides long. RefSeq names its product sodium/hydrogen exchanger 3. The transcript is spliced from 16 exons. The record is from RefSeq and is a predicted model, not a curated record. Gene Ontology annotation, cellular component: apical plasma membrane; brush border membrane. NCBI's taxonomy places the organism in Eukaryota, Metazoa, Chordata, Actinopteri, Characiformes, Acestrorhamphidae. Gene Ontology annotation, molecular function: sodium:proton antiporter activity. Gene Ontology annotation, biological process: sodium ion transport; regulation of pH; proton transmembrane transport. Bases 313 to 2835 code for a protein of 840 amino acids.
CUGAACUCCAGCCUUCUCACAUCAAUGCCCCUCACUGACCUGCACCACAGGACAAAAGGAUCACACUGUGAGGGGAAGAAGAAAAAGGACACGGGUUUGAGAAAUAAAAAAAAAAGCAACAGAACUGAGUGCCCAACAUAAAGGUACAAAGGGAUCCUACAGGUUUUCUACAAUUCUGGACAUUCUGGGCACUUUCAGAAGACUACACCUGGAUUGUGUUUCAUGAACUAACUACAAAAGAAGCUCGACUUGACCCUGCAGUUGUGAAGGAUACAGAAGCAACUUGCAGAGAAUUUUUGCCUCUCUUUCAGAAUGCCAUAUUCUACUGUGCUUACGUUGCUGGAGGCCAUAAUUCUUAUUUGCGAUGCCUUGGCUGAAGGACAGAUUGACGAAGCAUCCCAAACCCUACAACUUCAUUCAGAGACAAACUUAACAAAUGCUUUUAUAGUGAAAGUACAAUGGCAACAUGUGGAAAAUCCAUACCUUGUAGUUAUUUGGAUACUUGUGGCUGGAGUGGCAAAGAUGUCUGUGGUCCAACUGAAUACCCGGCUUAAAAGCUUCUUUCCCGAGAGUGGACUUCUCAUCAUCUGCGGUUUCAUUCUGGGAGGGAUUGUCUGGGGUGCGGACAAGGCCCAGACCUUCAAACUCACACCAAGAAACUUUUUCUACUUCCUGCUACCACAGAUUAUCCUGGACACGGGAUACUUCAUGCCAAAUAAGCUUUUCUUUAGCAACCUAGGUGCCAUCCUCGUCCACGCUGUUAUUGGAACCGUCUGGAAUGCUGGGGCUGUGGGCGUGUCCCUCUGGGGCUGCUGGUUGGGAGGAGCCAUGGGUGAUCUCAACAUCGGACUGUUGCAGUUCCUGCUCUUCGGCAGCUUGCUGGCAGCUGUGGACCCUGUAGCUGUGAUUGCUGUGUUUGAGGAGGUGCACGUGAACGAGGUGCUCUUCAUCUGGGUUUUCGGAGAGUCGCUGCUCAAUGAUGGAGUCACUGUGGUGCUUUACAAUGUCUUUGAUGCCUUCGUGUCUCUGGGAGGGGAAAAAAUCAACGCAGGGGAGAUCAUCAAAGGCAUUGUCUCAUUUUUUGUAGUGUCCUUCGGAGGAUCAGCGAUUGGUGUCAUAUUUGCCAUCAUCAUCUCCCUGUUGACCAAGUACACAGGGAAGGUUCAAAUCAUUGAGGCUGGGUUCAUCUUCGUCCUGGGAUAUCUGUCCUACCUCACCGCUGAGAUGCUUUCACUCUCAGCCAUCCUUUCAGUUACUUUCUGUGGCGUGUGCUGUCAGAAAUAUGUGAACGCCAACAUGGAUGAAAAGUCUGUUACCGCUGUGCGCUAUGCUAUGAAGGUGUUCGCCAAUGGCUCAGAGACAAUGAUCUUUGUCUUUUUGGGUGUAACAGCCAUUGAUAGUGUAAUCUGGGUGUGGAACACUGGCUUCAUCUGUCUCACAAUACUCUUCGCUAUAAUCUACAGGUUCAUUGGAGUUUUCACCUUGACUUGGUUCCUAAACCAGUACAGGCUGGUUCCCAUAGAGGUGAUUGAUCAGCUGGUCAUGAGCUAUGGUGGUCUGCGUGGGGCUGUGGCUUAUGGUUUAGCAGCCUCGUUGGAUGAGACCAGAAUCCCAGAGAAGAACCUGAUAAUCAGUACAACACUGAUUGUGGUGUACUUCACUGUUGUGAUUCAGGGUCUCACUAUGAAGCCCAUUGUCAAAUGGCUCAAAGUAAAAAGAGUUGAGCCAACUGACCUCAAACUUAUUGAGAAAGUUAACAACAGGGCGUGUGAGCACGUUCUGGCAGCAAUGGAGGACAUCGUUGGACGCAUAGGAGAUAACUGGUGGACCCGAGGCUGGAAGCGUUUCGAGGACACCUACAUCACCUGGUUUUUGAUGAAGCCAGAAGCCAGAAAGAACAGAGAUUACCUUUUCAGCAUUUUUCACAAACUGAAUAUGGAGGAUGCCGUCAAUUAUGUUACUGAGGGAGAAAAGCGUGGAUCUCUAGGCUUCCUGCGCAGUGGUGAGGGUACUAAUGUGGAUUUCGAAAAGAAGCAUGGUAUGGAGUUUUCAGGAGUCAUGCCUGACAUCACCUCUGAGCUGGACUUCGGCAUCGACAACGUGCCAGUGACCUCCAUACGGAACCCUGUUCCCUCAGUGUCUCUGGACAUUCAUGAACAAGAUAUGAAGAGCAUGAGUGAGGACUUCAAUGCUCACCACCUACUGCAGCAGAAUCUGUACAGGAGCAGGAAAAAUCACCGUCACAAGUACAGCCGCAGUGACUUCACCAUCAACCAGAGCGAGGAUGAGGUGCAGGAGAUCUUUCAGAGGACCAUGAGAAACCGACUCGAAUCCUUCAAGUCUGCCAAGAUGGGCGUCACUCCUGUCAAGAAAAUCACAAAGCACCCAAAACCAAACCAUAAAAUGUCUAAUGUAAAAACGACAGAUAAAAGCUAUCCAUAUGGAGAUGAAGAUUUUGAGUUUUCAGAAGCAGACAGUGCCUACAGUGGUGAUGGUGCUGCUGCACGUGGCAGUCCUCCUGUGAGAGCCCCUCCAUAUUCAUUGGGAGGUGGCAUAGAGAACCCAGCAUUCAUGCCAGAGAUGGACACUCCUCCACCUCCCUGGCUAACAGAGGCUGAAACCAACACCGGUGUUGCACCUUCUCAGAGAGCACAGCGCCAGCUACCCUGGAGCCCCACCAACCUCCGCCGCCUCGCGCCUCUGAGGCUCAGCAACCGCUCCACAGACUCCUUUGUGAUGGCUGAUGUUGCUGCCGCUCCAGAUUCAUCUGAUGAAUCACCCAAAGAACCAUCCGAGGAAGAAAGGGAUGGUCAAAGGGAUGGUACCCAUAUGUAGACUCCAUAUUAUUUAAUAUUAUCUUGCCAAAACAUUUGAUCAGUUUGCUGUAUAUAUAAAUCUUUUGUCCAAGAGUUUGAGUUUUAAAUGUAUAAUAUCAGUUCCUUGAAACUCUGUUGUGUUUUAUUUUGUUCUGUCUUCAUCUCUUUGUGGUGGAGACAUUUAUAAAAGCACUUUAUCGCUCUGACAGCAGACCAGUCCUAGGGUCAGACAGUAAAUGGUUACAGUGAUAUUUUCUUGUGCACAUUUAAUGGAAGAAAAGGUCAUCUGUUGCAUUUAAUAUUAGAAAUAUUAUUUUGAGCUUUUGUUUUCUUCCAUAGCGUCUGUCAGCUGUGUGUCUUAUCACAACAUUCUUAUACACGCUUAUAGAUUUUCAAUAGUUAUUUAGAUACUAAAUAAUGUACCACCCCCAGCUGAAAUAGAGAUUUCUACCGAUUCUGCCUCUACUGAUUCUUUUUUACAUACUUGUGAGCUUGUGAGAAGUUCCAGUACCCCAAAGAGUAAAAUGUAGCAGUGCCAUAUGCUCACUCUGUGCUCCCUUAUUUUGAUUUUGAAAGCACUAUUUGCCAGAGGUCAAAGAUAUAUUGACACAAACAGACAGACUUAGAUGAGUUGAUUUGAUUUGAUUUGAUUUGAUUAUCUUAAACUACCCUACCCAUUAAUAUAUUCCUGGAUUAGCCUUAAAACACCUAUAAAUACAUACAGAAUAAACAGUGAAUAUUGUCAGGUUGCAUCAUCUUAUGCUGCUUCAGAUUCUUAGCCUCCUUAAGUGGUUUUAUUUGUUAUUGGUCAAUAGUGAACUAUUCUGUUUCUGUGUUCGCUUAUUUAUUGAUGCACAAUUCAAGUCGUUCAGACCCCUGUGCUCUUUAAAGGUGUGUUUUUAUGUGCUAAUGAAACAUGUCGGCUAACUGUGAUUUUCUGUGUUGAGGUUUAAUCUCAACAUGUUUAGGUCAUACUUUCUUCAGACGUGUUAGAAAAACAUUUGAUUCCAUAUGAGAAAAUAAUUUUACCGCAAAUCUAGAAAUAUGCUUUCGACACAUUUUACGAACCAUUAAAAUCUGAGUUUCGGGAAUGAAUAAAACCUUGUUUCUUGUGUAUGUAAAUGUUUGUUGUAUAGUAAAUAAAUGUAUUUAUUAAAACAUUUAGUGAAA